This is a messenger RNA of Prorocentrum cordatum, 568 nucleotides long. Lineage: Eukaryota; Dinophyceae; Prorocentrales; Prorocentraceae. The record is from the annotation of a GenBank genome assembly.
AUGCUUUGGCUGCCGCUCCCCUACCGCGGACCGCGGGCGCGCUGGUCGCCGUGGAGCCCGGCGGGCCCCCGCCCGGCGGGCGCGCCGCCCGGCGGCUCGGGGCUGUCGCAGGAGGUCUUCGGCGCCCUGCCGGCGCUGAGCCAGGAGGCCCCCCCGGUGGACGUCUCCGCCGAGGACCUCUCGAGGCUGCAGCGGCAGCAAGCCUGCGUCCAGCGGCAGCAGGCCGCGGCCGUCGCCGCCGCCGCGGAGCGCCGGCGCGCGGAGAAGCGGGAGAACCCGGAGCCCGUCCUGAACUCCCCCGAAGCGGUGGCGGUCGACAUGUGCCUGCGGACGGAGCUGCGGCUCAGCACCCCCCACGACUCCUUCCGGUGGCUGUGGCGGCUGCCCAUGGCCUUGAGGUGCCCCGUCGCAAGGGGCGCCGGGCCCGCCGCGGCGCACCUGCGGGAGGCCGUCGUGCAGGUCUGCCAGGAGUGCGUGCCGCGCCUGCUCAGCGACCCGGACAGCGCGCAGCGCUGGAUGGAGAAGAUCGCCGGCUGCCUCACGUGGCACCAGCUCGAGGGCCCCAGGC